UUCGGUAUGUCCAAUCCAACGGCUCAACACCGUGAACCUGACCGCUGGACACAACAGCGGGGGCGUGCGGCAAUGAGUGGCCACCAGCGCAAGCUCGUAGCGGAUCGAACUCCAGCAGCUCCGCGCGCUCCGCUCCUGGCGCAGUCGGCGACCCAGUCCCCACCGCGAGCCCGUCCCGCGCCCGUCUCGCGCCCAUGGACGCGACCAGGCUGGCGCAGGUGCCACAGUUACUGCAGGUGCCGCAGCCGGCGGCGCCACAGCGAACCAGCCGCGCCUGGCAGGGCGACUCUUACGAGCUGCAAUGGCUGGGCGCGCAGCGCGUCAGGUCCUCGCCCAGCUUCCCUCCACCCGCGGCCGUGGCUCCCCUGCCGCAGGCCCCGGAGGAGGCCGCCAAGCCUGUCAAGGCCACCGCCGACCAAGGGGGGCGCGACGUCGCCGAAAACCACGACGAUCUUUUCGGCGGCAACGGGAUGUACGAGGACUUGAGGCCGCUCGCGCUGGGGCUGGCCGUGUGUGGGCUGCUGCCCGUCGCCUUCAGGCCUGAGCGCUUCUCCUUCCACCCGGGCCGCUCCACGCUGCUGUACUCGCUGGCCGUGACGCUGGCCAUCUGCUGGUCGGGCUGGCGGCUCGUCACGGACCGCUUGGAGCUGCUGGAGACACGGCAGCGCGUCAGCCUCAACACCCGCUUCACCUCGGUGGUGAGCUUCGGCUCCAUGACGGGGCUCUGCAUGACGCCGCUGCUGUGGUUCGAGGCGCGGCACGUUCGACGGCACCAGCCCGCCGCCGCCGAGCUCAUGGACUCCUUUGGCGCCACCUUCCGUCGGUCGCCGCGGCGCUGGGCGCGCACUCUGUCCUGGAGCGCUGUGGUGCUGCUCGCCGUGUUCGUGCCCGCCUGCGAGGCCAUGUGGAUCUACCUGCUCGCGGCCGAGGGCGGCCACUGGACGCACAUCUUCGCGCACAACCAGGUGCUCGUCGUGCCCAUCAUAGUGUCGUGCCUCGUGGCCGGCAGCGCCUACUGCGUCAAGCGCUUCGCCGACGCGCUGCGGACCACGAUGUCCAAGGAGCUGAGGCGGCCCUGGCUGGUGGCGUCGCGGGUGGACGCCUACCGCCGGGCCUGGCUGCAGCUGCGGGACCUGACGGAGCGCCUGGUGCGCACGCCGCUCACGGCCAUCGCCAUGCUGCUGCACAUGCUGCUCAUGUCCACGCUCGCCGUGUACCAGGCGCUCAUCGGGCUGCUCGAGGGCGAGGUCACCCUGGGCGUUAUCGCCCCAUAG
This is a messenger RNA of Frankliniella occidentalis (western flower thrips), 1274 nucleotides long. RefSeq lists its product as uncharacterized. The record is from RefSeq and is a predicted model, not a curated record. Bases 195 to 1274 code for a protein of 359 amino acids. NCBI's taxonomy places the organism in Eukaryota, Metazoa, Arthropoda, Insecta, Thysanoptera, Thripidae. The transcript is spliced from 5 exons.